Ascoidea rubescens DSM 1968 is the source of this 310-nucleotide messenger RNA. RefSeq lists its product as uncharacterized. Lineage: Eukaryota; Fungi; Ascomycota; Saccharomycetes; Ascoideales; Ascoideaceae. The record is from RefSeq and is a predicted model, not a curated record. Bases 10 to 264 code for a protein of 84 amino acids. The transcript has a single exon.
UGUGAUAAUAUGUAUUCAAUUGAGAAGGCUCAAUGUGGUCCAUAUGAAUUCAUUUAUUCUGAUGAUUCUGAUGUUCAUCACACAUAUCGUAAUUAUUUGUGUAACAUUGAUGAUACUUAUUGGUUGAAUUAUUACAACUGCACCAAUUAUUACUACAACUCUCAGACAAUUAAUCUGGAUAUUGAAAAUUUCAAAGAAAAGUAUUAUGAUUGCUCCUAUUAUAUAACUCAAACAUAUUCAUCAGUCGAUCUCUCAUCUUAUUAGAGUAGUUAUAGUUCAGCUUACUACGAUGAUUAUUACUAGAACAAUG